Messenger RNA from Python bivittatus (Burmese python), 2260 nucleotides. RefSeq names its product ST8 alpha-N-acetyl-neuraminide alpha-2,8-sialyltransferase 3 (gene ST8SIA3). Gene Ontology annotation, biological process: oligosaccharide metabolic process; N-glycan processing. Lineage: Eukaryota; Metazoa; Chordata; Lepidosauria; Squamata; Pythonidae. Gene Ontology annotation, molecular function: alpha-N-acetylneuraminate alpha-2,8-sialyltransferase activity. The record is from RefSeq and is a predicted model, not a curated record.
AUGAGAAGCUGCAAGAUGGUCCGAGUGGUGAGUGUUCUGGGGCUAGUGAUGGUCAGCGUUGCUCUCUUGAUUUUGUCCUUGAUCAGCUACGUGUCCCUGAAAAAAGACAAUAUCUUCACCACUCCCAAAUAUGCCAACACAGGAGUGCCAAGAAUGUACAUGUUCCAUGCUGGAUUUAGGUCACAGUUUGCACUGAAGUUCCUUGAUCCUUCCUUUGUACCCAACACAAACUCCUUGAACCAGGAGGUGCAGGAUAAGGCUCCCAAGUGGACAUUCAACAGAACAGCAUUCUUACAGCAAAGACGAGAAAUCCUUCAGCACGUUGAUGUGAUCAAAAACUUUUCUUUGACAAAGAACAUGGUUCGGAUUGGACAGCUGAUGCAUUAUGAUUAUUCCAGCCAUAAAUAUGUUUUCUCCAUUAGCAAUAGCUUCCGGUUCCUGCUUCCAGAUGUCUCGCCUAUUCAGAACAAGCACUACAAUAUUUGUGCCGUUGUGGGAAACAGUGGAAUUCUUCUCGGCAGUCAGUGUGGACAAGAAAUAGACAAAUACGAUUUUGUUUUCCGUUGCAAUUUUGCACCAACAGAAGCAUUCCAGAAAGAUGUUGGGAGGAAAACCAACAUAACCACUUUUAACCCUAGCAUUCUGGAGAAGUAUUACAACAAUCUUUUGACCAUUCAAGAUCGCAAUAACUUUUUUCUAAGCUUGAAGAAGCUUGAUGGAGCUAUUCUCUGGAUUCCAGCUUUUUUCUUCCAUACUUCAGCCACUAUUACAAGAACUUUGGUAGACUUCUUUAUUGAGCAUCGAGGACAAUUAAAAGUCCAGUUGGCUUGGCCAGGAAAUAUAAUGCAACAUGUUAACAGGUACUGGAAAAACAAGCACUUGGCCCCCAAGCGACUCAGCACGGGCAUCUUGAUGUACACCCUCGCAUCGGCGAUUUGCGAUGAAAUCCACCUCUACGGCUUUUGGCCCUUUGGCUUCAACCCAAACAAUCGAGAAGACCUUCCCUACCAUUAUUUUGACAAGAAGGGAACCAAGUUCACGACCAAGUGGCAGGAAUCCCACCAGCUGCCUGCUGAAUUCCAGCAGCUCUUUCGAAUGCACGGCGAAGGACUUGCAAAACUGACUUUAUCCCACUGUGCCUAAGGAUUUCGUACUUGAAGUGCCAAAAGAUUGUCGCUGUCGUUUUUUGAGGGGGGAAAAAAAAAGUGUCCCCGUUGAAUUUGCGAUUCUUCAAAGCAGAAUUCUAAGAGGAAAGAGGUGGGGAAGCCUUUAAUUCUGGAGAGGUUUACAGUUAGUCUCCUGUUUAUUGCCAGUUUUCAAGGCUAAGGAGGGCGGCUUUGCCUGUUCGGCAACGCCAAAGCGUUUCUUCUCUUCCUGCAGUAGGAAAGUCAAGGCUGUUUACAGCAGAGAGUUUUGCAUUUCUUAGCUAUGCUGCCAAGAAUAUUAAAGUAUUUUCAUAGUCAUAUAUUUUUCACAUUCUGCAAAAGAAGAAAAGGUGAAACUAUCAACUGUUAGAAUUUCUGUGUUUGCUUAUUCCGAUUAGCUUAUUGUUGUUGCUGGUUUGGGACGUCUUUGGGGGAGGGGUUAAUUUAUGCUAUUGCUAUUAACAGUGGAACAUGCCUGUGUUAAUUCAUGGUCAGUCUGAGAAUUGUUCCUGAUGUUUGGACUGAAUGAUGAUUUAUGGCAAUAUUGGCCUAUUAAGAUCACCGAGAAUGUAUCAUCAUUAAGGGACUACUGAAUUGUUCCCAAAGUCUAGUUUUUCCCUUUGGAAGUCAAAAUCAAGGAAAAGUCAAAGACAUUUUCCAUGCAUUUAAGCAUCUGGGAUGGUAGCUGAAUACCCAAAUGGCAAUUUGGCCAUUGACCCAAUUUUUAAAGCCCUUUCUUCUUUCCAUAUCCCAUGUUGGAAGCACUUGGUCCAGCUACCAUCAGUGCAGUUCAGACUAAGCAGCUAAUGUGGCCCUUUGCUAUUACCGGCAUAAAAAUAAUUUUGUGCAUGCCGUGUUUGUGCAAAAACACCAUCAUUUUGCACACCGUGUGUUUGCUUAAGUAGAAGUAGCAUGUUUCUGAUCUGCCAAUUAUCUCCUGCAUUUUUUGCUUUAAUUCCCCUCUUUUGCGUGGUUCCAUAGUGUAGAGAACUACAGAGAUAUCCUUGGAAAAAGAACGUGGCACCAUUUAGCAAAACAUGAAUUAAGCUCAGGAAAGGAAAAAGGUAUUCAAAAGAAACUUAAAGUGACUCUGCCUUGACUGUCAUAUAAGAGGG